CUUCUUCCCCUCCCUCCCUCCCAACGUCACAACUCCGAACCAACACCCCAUAAAUCCAACCAACACAUAACCUCUCUCUCUCCCUCUCUCAAACAAGAGAAGGAAGCAGCAAGGUACGCCCAUGGCGCCAUCACCUCGGCCGUACACCUCUCUGCUGUUGCCAUCUCUCCUCCUGCUCCUCCUCGUCUCCUCCAGCGCAGCGAGAGUCGCAAGAAACCAGGCUGCCCAGGACGACCACGGAGAGGUGGACGCCGACGGCGAGGUGGCGGCGAGCUUCUUCAGAGCGGAGGCGGGGGAUGAAGGUUGCGGCGGUGGCGCCAAAGGGGGAGAUGGAGACGAUGAUGAGUGCUUGAUGAGGAGGACGCUGGUGGCGCACACCGACUACAUCUACACCCAGGGAGGAAACCACAACUAGCUAGCUAGCUGGUACCCUAGUUGGGACUGAAAUCAUAGCAUCAUAUUCGUAUGAUCAAUAUGAAGAUUUUAUCAGUAACUGGGCAGUUUUUUUUUUCUGCGAAUCGGGGCACUUGAUUGUAUAUAAGCUGGUAGAGAAAUCUUGUUGAGUUGUUUGUGAUCUGCUGGUCAAGUCAGUGCGUUGGCUGGCUUGAGUAAGAACACGGGAAAGAAUCUUGUAGGUCACCCUUGAACAAUAAUGAUACUACUACUAUUGUGUA
This is a messenger RNA of Aegilops tauschii subsp. strangulata, 674 nucleotides long. The record is from RefSeq and is a predicted model, not a curated record. Lineage: Eukaryota; Viridiplantae; Streptophyta; Magnoliopsida; Poales; Poaceae.